GGAGAACGAAAGAGCUCUCACUAGUUCGGCAUUGAAAAUUCUCCUCCUUCUCUCUAGGAAUAUUUCGACCGAGAUACUCCUGGACAGUUCGAACAACCUAAGCUCAUACUUACCACGAUUGAAACUUGAAUUUUCUUGGAUCCUCUUGCUCGGAAUUCAUCAUAGUAUCAUAAUCCAUACUUGGUUGUUGAUACUUGGUGUUUUUUGAACGAUCUGAAGCCAGAAAACCAAGUUUGAGUUUACAGAAUUAUUGUUCACGAAGUUCAAAAAACCAGAAUUACAUUUUGGAUCAUAACUCAAGAGUUUGUGAUUGGAUUCGUUAAAGGAGAGUUGCUUGGGGUUCUCCAUCACCUGGCGCACCUCCCCACCCUUCUCCGGUCACCUGGGAGCGCCGCCGUACCGGAGAAACGAACUAGCCGUUAGGCGCAGUUACUGUACACCGGCGGGGACUGUUUUACAGUUUCCGGCCGCCUACGACGUCCAAUCCAAAUUCUGAGCACACCUCGGAGGUCGCCUGGUUGAGUUUUUGUAGGUACCAGGUGCAAACGAAAUACAUAGCGAUGAUCUCCAUCUUGAGGAGAUCAACAUAUUGUAUGUUGGGAUUUUUCUGAGCACUUUGGUUCGUGGAUGGUACUGUUCAUCAUCUUCUUCGUUGAGCUCCGGCCAUGACCAAGAAGACUAAGCAGCACCGGACCCCACCGAUCAAAGAUAAGCAAUUUGAUGACAAGGUGAGAGACCUUUUGGCCAAGAAAGCAGCAAUGGAAGCGGGGAAACUGAAAAAUAAUUCCACUAUGAAGGAGGGUAUCCCUUCUUCGGACCCAAUCUUUUCAAACUCCUCAGGAGCUUUUGCCGCGGCACGAAAGUCAACAGCUUCCACUCCGGCCACGGCUUCCACUCCUGCCGCGGCAUCCGAGGCUACAGGGGGACAUCAACACAUUACCGCGGCAUCAACCAAGGGCACGACAUCGCUGGGGUCAUUUGCGGAAAAACUGCUGGGGCUGGAUUCCAAGUCCUCUAAUGCCGCGGCAUCCAAUGAACUGUCCCUUGUGAUCAAACCCAAUGUCAACAUGGAUGCUCCCAUCAUUGAGACAUCUGAUGAGAAUAGUCCUCAUGCAUGUGAGGAACCUGAGGGGUCUAUCUCCCUUGGGUCCCAAGACACUGAAUCAGUUGAAGAAGGAGAGGAUUUUGAAAGAGAGCCUUUGACUUAUGCUUCUUUAUUUCGGGACAACCGAGCACCUUCAAACGGCCUAAAGCUUGAGUACUUUCCUCCUUCGGGGGAAAAGCUGGAUUUUUCUCAUCUCGAGGUGCCUACCCUAAUUGAGAUUUGGGGUUACUGUUUGGUGGGCCAUUUCUCUGGUCGUUUUCCGGGUAUGAAGGCUAUACUUGACAUGAUCAAGAAAUGGGGUGUGAGAGUGGAUGUAAAAUCCCAUAGCAAAGGAUGGGUGGUUUUCAAAUUCAAAACUGAAGAGGAUCGUCUCAAAGUGCUAACCGAGGGCCCUUACGUCCUAUUUGGGAAAACCAUGUUCUUGAAAGUACUUUGAGAUGAUUUUAGCUUCGAGAGUGAGGAAUUCUUGAAGGUCCCUACUUGGGUCAAGUUUCUGAAUCUACACCUUAGACUUUGGAGAGCUACGGAGAUUGGUAAAAUAGCAUCUCAAGUUGGGGUACCUAUCACUACGGAUAAGGUAACCCAAGACAUGACUUUCACUAAGUAUGCUCGGGUCCUUAUUGAGGUAGACGCUUCAAAGCCCUCGGUUAUGAAUUUCCCUAUUGUCCCCCCUUCGGGCAAAGAGUAUGUUCAAAAGGUUUUGUAUGAGACUUAUCCGGAAUAUUGCUACCAUUGUAAAAGCUUUGGCCAUAACCCGUUUGAAUGUUAGGUACUAUAUCCACAUUUGGCAACUAUCAAGGUUGCCACGGCUAAAGGCAAAGGGACAGAUGCCACGACUAGGGGCAAAGGGACACAUGCCGCGGCUUUGGUGAAUGGCAAGGAGGGUACGGUGCUUGAUAAAGGCAAAGGCAUAGCGGUGGAUCUAGAACCACCCUUUAAGGAGGUGACUCGAAAGAAGGGCAAGGCUAAGGGGAAACCACAACUUGUACAAGACAUUGCUUCAUCGUCCAAUGGCAACCAACUAAUGCUUACGGUGUCCAACCAUGGAGUUAGUAUUGCGAAAGAGCUACUUGGUCCUUCCUUGACUAUUAAGCCGAGACCUAGUGUGAAAUUUUCCAAGGAAGACCACAAGUUGAUGGUAAUUACCAAAGACAAGGAGGGAAAGGAAAUCUUGAAGGAUAUGCCGCGGGGUUAUGUGAUUAGGAGCAUGUACGAGAUGGAUCCCAAGGACAUAGUAACCGGUGUUUUCAUGGAUGACAAGGGAAGGCCUCUCGCUACUACUAUUGACCUUGAUGAGCUUCCGGAUGGAGAGACUUUGAUCAAAGUAGGGGCUGAUCUCAAACCGGUGACUAAUGAAGAUGCCCUGGGCGUGUACUUCACGCACACUGGUAUUUUGAAGAUGCCGGGGGUUAAGCGCAAUGGCACUUGGUAUGAUUUCGAUCCUAAAAUCUUUAUUGCUAACGUUUUAUCUUUCUUUGAUCCUUGUAGUAGGAAUAAUGUGAGCUACUACAAAGAACUCCUAAGGAGAGAGCGUAGAAGUGCAAGGAAGGCGGCUGCCGUGGGUGGAGGAUCUACCACGGAUCUCUAUCUUUCUUAAUGACGAAGUUUUUGGUUGAAGCUAGGGCUUGUUAUCUGCACCUUUCUAUGGGUGACAUCAAAUCAAGGAAGACGUGGUUCGUGCUUCCUCGUUUCCUUUCAAAUUACCAAACAUUGCUCAUGGAUACUUUUAUUUAUUAUAAACUACUUUUGAGCUUGCAUGCUCAUGUUAUUGGCCGAAUGUGGCCUAUGAAU
This is a messenger RNA of Cuscuta europaea, 2896 nucleotides long. Lineage: Eukaryota; Viridiplantae; Streptophyta; Magnoliopsida; Solanales; Convolvulaceae. The record is from the annotation of a GenBank genome assembly.